This is a messenger RNA of Leptomonas pyrrhocoris, 19749 nucleotides long. RefSeq lists its product as hypothetical. The record is from RefSeq and is a predicted model, not a curated record. NCBI's taxonomy places the organism in Eukaryota, Euglenozoa, Kinetoplastea, Trypanosomatida, Trypanosomatidae. Gene Ontology annotation, molecular function: protein binding. The transcript has a single exon. The coding region runs from base 1 to 19749 and encodes 6582 amino acids.
AUGGAAAACGACGAGUCUCCUUUGAUGCGCUCGUAUCCUGGAGAGCGCACGUCUUCGUCAGGUGAGGCGGACGUCGACGUCGACAGGAGCGCCUCCACCGCCUCGGGCGUGGCAGAGUCCUCCGUCGCGACGACCACGACCAUCGCCAGCAGCAGCCUAUCGACCUUUUACCAAACUGUUGCUACAGAGAGGGUCGAGCACGACGUGGAAGACGCGCACGACGGCGGCGUGGCGACAGCGGCUCCCUCCCAUUUUUCCUUUCUGCACCCCGCCGCUCCCGGCCCGUCUUCCUUGCCCUUUCCGCAGCGUCAGACAUCUCUGCAGUCGCCUUUGCUAAGCUCAGGGGCACACAACCCUGUCGCUGCCCCGAUGCCAGCGGUACCAGCAGCGCCGUCAACGGUGCCGCCACCUCCCCCUGCUGCCGACCACGGGCAUGUCGUUACUGCUCCAUCACCUACGGACCACAAAGGUGAUGAAGGGCAGCGAAGGGACACCGAAGGCGAGUCCCACGGUGAUGUUCCGUUAGCAGACGAUGAAGAUGGGAAGGAGGUACAGUCAGUGGAGGCGAAUCCUCCUGCGAUCAACGAUGGCGUUGAACGGACCGUUCCGCCGCUGGCAGCAGUGCCAGAGCUGCCUCCUUUGCAGCGCCUACCCUCAGUACACGAUCCCAACCCUCCUCAAUUCUCUGCGAGUCUUGCGCAAGUCGAUGAGGCUUCCGCGUCCCCCCAUCAACGAAGCGUCGCAGAACAAAGCUCUCGUGGUGACGACCUCCACCACCGCAGCGAAAGCCUCAAUCACGAAGGGCGCAGCAGUGGGAGCAGCAACGGCAGCAGCGGCCACCACAGUACAGAUCCUACCUCCACCGCCGCGUACGGCUCUCCGCGUGGCCGCCCCGCUUCUCUCGACUCCACCAGAGAGAACGACAACGACAGCGACGAUGGCGCCGUGGGUGAGAGCGAGGCUGGCUCUAAGCAGACGCGACGCAGCCACGACGAGGAGGAAGCUGCUGGCGGCUCUACCGUUGAAAAGAGGCGCGCCCCCAUCGAUCGCGAAGACGAAGACUACGAGGAGGGCUCCGCAGAGGAGGAGGAGGACGGAGACAAAGGAGAGGUGGAUGUGGACGGCGACGAGCAGGGGAGCACCGAGAUCACGGCCAUCACGCAGCUGCCCGUGAGAGACGACGCAGCGAAGCGUAAAGCGCCAUCCCCACCCACUGGCACCUCGCGUCGACGCCGUCACCGUCGCUCACAGCGCCGCCCGCUGCACGCCGGCCCACGAACCCCCGCCACGGCUCUUCUGUCCGCCCGCGUGGAGAAAACACUUGAUAGUGGCAGUACUCAAAAUAGAAGACAAGGUGGUGUUGGUGGAGGGAAACGUGCUGCUGCGGUGCCGCCGUCUUCGUCUCCCCAUCGCCGCCGCCUUCAACUCGCCACGGCGGCCCCGCCGCUGAUCGCCGUGGAUGCCCCGGUGACGACGCACACGUUGGAUGUGGCGUCUACCCGCUCUAGCCUGCCCUCGCCGACGCCCUCGGAGGUAGUGGUGGUGCCACCGAGUAAGAUGGGGGGAGGAGAAGACCCGUCGCUCUACUCGCAGAAGAAAGGUAGAAGGGACAGUAAAGAGGAGGGGUUCGCCUUCCUGGGGUCCGUACCACUGCCAUCCCGCUCGCCGAAGCAGGACCGCCACGGCAGCUGGCCCACGCCGCUCUUCUCUAGCAGCGACAGCGGAAAUGACGAGGAGGAGGGCGGCACUCCGGCACCCCCGCCUCAGCCAGCUCCCCUUGCGGCUCCACCGGCGGAGGCCGAAGAAACGGUGGUGGGCGAGACGAGCGUCUUUCCUGUGCUCCACCGCACCCCAGCUUCCACCGUUGCGGCGAUCACAAGCACACAGGAAGCGAUACCCGCUUCACACGCGGCGAAUGCGGACGCUCCACCGGCAUUCAUAUCGGCUUCAACGGCAGCAGCGCUCCCGACUUUAUCAUCAUCAUCAUCGACUCCCCCCGCUGCGUUGGUGCCGCUCUCCGCCACCGAGGAGGAGGAGGCCCCACUGUCAACAGAUCUGCCCGCCGCCUCGCGGGCAUCUGUGAAGGCAGCCAAUAGCACCGACGUCACCGCUUCCGCACCGGCCACACCGCAUCGGCUCAGCGCGGAAGACUUGGUUCCCCCAUCGCCGUCGGCGGCGCUGCGCACAUCACCUACCCCUCCAAGUCUCCCCCUUACUGUUGGGCUGACCAUGACGAACGCGGUGGUGGCUGAACUGUCUCCGCCCCGCUUCUCCCCCGCCGGCUCGGUCGACGCAUCCUUCAACGCUGCGACGAACUCGUGGACACUCGAGAGCGCCGGUCCGACCGGCCCACGGCUGUCGGUGAGUGAAGUCCCGAUGCACUCUCUCAUCAGUGGCCAGUCGCCGCUCACCAUGGCCCGGUUUGCGAAUCGCGGCACUGUCUCCGUUGACGGCAGCUUCCACGACGACGGCGGCGGCGAUCGUGCUGGUCGAUGCAGCAUCCACGAUGCGUCUUCUUCGUCUUCUUCCUAUUCCUCAUACUACUACUCGUACUCCUACUCGGGCAGCUCCAGCUACGGAUCGUCUUCGAGCUACACGGGCUCGCCGCGCGCACCGGUGCCGACGCCGCGCAACGCACACGGCCCGACCAGCUACUCCUCCACGUCGCACAAGGCAGAACUGAGCAUCACGCGGGUUGGCCUCGCCGACGACCUACGCGGCGCUGGGCGCGGUGUCAGCAGUACCAGCCGACAUCGUGACGGGGGUGCAGGUUCAGCGGGGGGAUACGGCGGUUUGGUCGAGCUCACCGCGUACGAAGACGUCGCACCGGACUCCGCGGUAAAGGCAGGUAAGGCGAGCAAGCUCAAUUUUCUGCGAGGUUUGUGUAAGAAGCCGGCGGCGGAGCAGCGGCAGUGGCGCACGGAGGAGCGUGUCGUUCGUGGUACCGCUUCAUCUUUGCCACAUGCGCGACCUUCUGAAAACGCGCAUGCGGAGACGGCGGCGCAUGAGGGAGAUACGUUAGCUGCGACAACAACGACCACCGCAACCACCUCCACCGCACCAACGGCGACACAGAAAGGCAAUGGGCGGCACACAGCGCACACCGGAAGUACGAUGGACAUGGUGAGUCCGACGGCCUCGGCGGCGGUGGAGGGCGAUGGGGAAGAGGAAAGAGACAUGGUGGGCAGCUCGCCGGAGGGUGGCAGUGCGACUGAGGCGGCACGCGACCACUACAGCAACGACGCGAACGAAGAGGAGCAGGCGUCAGGCAAAGCAGACAAGGUGCUGCACCAGGUGGAGUCCGUAAACCAGGAACCGCCGGCGAAUGUUGGGGAGGGUGUCGAACCACAAGAAGGUAGCAUGGACAUUACUACUAGGGAUGUUGGUGCUGCUGCUGAGAAAAACAAGGAAAACGAAACCGCCUCCAUUACAUCGCAACUGCGCGAUGCGCAAGACAAAUUUGCAGACGGUGCCAUGGUGCUAGCAGCACCCCCCGGUCACCCACCGCCACCACCACCACCACAACCUUUGCAGCGCGCUGCGGCUCCUCCCUCCUUCACCACACCCGACAAAGAAGCAAAAGUUUUGUGCGGAGGCUCGAGUGAUGUUGUCGAAGACUCGUCCUCCUCAGCAGAACGUGAUCAAGACGAACCGCAGCCACAGGAUCUACGUCAGAGACAGGAGGCGGGCCCCGACGCAGAAGAGCUACCACCUUCCUCCACAACGACAUCGUCCUCGAGCGACUUCGGCGACGCUGAUAACUUGCUCACGGGUGCAGCUGUCCCGAGUAGUGAGAGCCCCUAUGAAGCCGCUCCGGUCGCGGAGGGCAGCCCUACGAUGCCGCCGGGUAUGGCCGCAAAUGCGGCAGAGGCAGAGCAGCUGGAUGUAAAGGAGGAAGAGGAGAACAAGGCCGCCGUCGCUCAUACCGUCCACAACGACGACGAAGACGACGGUGGCGGACCCGACCGUUCGAUUGUAGCGGGCGCAUCGCCGUCGUUGCCACCGCUCGAGCCGUUGAAGGCGUUUUACGUCUACGCGGAGGAGGCGCCGCGCUUUUCUGCGUGGGAUGCCGAGCCGCCGAUCCCGCACACAGACGCCGACGACGACGAAGAGCGAAGAGAAAAGGACGAGAGGUGGACGGACCGUUUACGCAGCGAGGCGACGGCCGCUGCAGCUGCGGCGCAGGCGGCUCUUCAGCAAGCGCUGUCUGACAUGGCGGUGCACCCCCCACGACAGUGUCUCUUUGUGGAGCUUCACGGGCUGCAGCAGCUGUCUCGUACCGUGUUGUGGCCUCGUCAUGCAAAGGUAGGCGCUUCUGGUACUGCUGCUGCUGUGCCGAACGUAUCGCAGGAUCACGUGCCGACCGCACAGACGUCUGGGGAUGUGUGGCACGGAGACAGCUGGCAAGGAGACGCCCACAGAGGAGCGGUGCCUAUCAACGGCGUUGCAGCCGCCAACGGUGCGGCAGCGGAGGAUCCGGCGUGGGCGGAGGUGCGACUCGCUGUCUACUCGAACGAUCGUCAGCGUCUCGUGGCGGCAGGGUCCAUUUUUCAACUGCCGGCAAACGCGGCCGCCCUGCAGCGCAGCCACGGCCUCUUCGACAACAACGCCAUCGCAGAAGGUGCUGCAGGCUUUGGCCGCGAUAGCUGGUCCGAUCUUCUCGUCUAUCAACAGGAGAAGGAGAUUCAUUGUGGGGAUGGAGGGAAUGUGGGGCAACACGGCGACGAUGUGUCCAAUGCAACCAUCACAGAAAGUGGACGCAAGAGCACCACCGCUACAUCGCUGUCCGAAAAUUCUGUCAAGGAAGUCGCCAGCGCCUUUCACACGGCCGCUCUGUAUGUGCAACUGGAGGAACGCAAGGAGCGUUGGGUACCGGUGGAAGAGGAGACAGAUGCUCAACCAACACGUGCAUCUCCUCCGGCAUCGACACGAGACGCUGAGGAAGCACCGGCGCCGCUGGUCGAAAGCGACACGAGCGUGAGCGUUGAGUGGAAGACGAACUCUGACGCGGACACCGCGUCGUCUCUGACGUCGCCGGACCCGCCCACCAGGCGGCCCACCAACGGACCGCAAUCCGGGCAGAGUGGGGAGGGUGCCACCCUCACUCCUGCGGAGGAAGAGGAGGGCACAGAGGUGCACGCCGCUGUCGCCGCUGCCGUCGUCGAGGCAGCGCACGACGGAGACGAAGGGCCGCGACAGCCGCCGCUGCGCUUGGAGGAGUACUGGAGUUUUUUGGCCGUCUCCCCGCCAUUGCCUAUGGCGGAGCUUCGUGAACUCCCAUUGGAUGGACCGUCGUACGCCGUUCACAUGACAAUGCCUGCCUCUGUGCUGUGCGGGCAGGGUGCGGCACAGGAGACAGGGGUUGUGCCGUGUUGUGUACGCUGGGCAGUUGAGCCGCCACCUCUCCUUCCAAGUGAGUCACUUCCCGAAACGCAGAGGCGCGGCAGCAGUGUGUCUGUGUGGGCUUCAUUGGGAGCUGCCAUCGCACAGUACGAGCGCAGAAGAGGCGGGCUGGCGUUAUGGGACGGUUACGGUCCGGCGACAAGCGACAAUGCCACUCACAAAGAUCACCCACGACCGCCGUCCCCUCCUCCGCUGACCGUGUUGUGGGACACCAUCUGCACCCCCGCUGCAGCGCUACAGUGCCAAGAGGCGGACAUGGAGGCAAACAAAACUCUCGCACCGCAUCAACAACACUGGAGAAGCGGGCUCCUCGACGCCCACACAGUGAGCGCUCCAUUCCCAACACCAAAGCCACAACGGCCCUCUGUGUGCUCGGUGCUAAUGCGCUGCUCCGCUGCGGUGUUGCUGCCGCAGCCGUCCGUGCUCUGCUGCUCCGCAUUUGACGGCGGUGAUCUCGGACUGACCCGCACCUACUGCGUGCCAACGGUGCUCUCCGUCACGGGCGGUCUGAACGGGUUUGUUGGCCACACCACCGCAGCGGCUCGUGCGACCCUCGCGAGUCGCACGCCUGUAAUGCGGUACGACCUCGACUUUCACGCGCUGCUCACGCGGGGCGAGGCGUCGUCGCUGCUGCUGACGGUGCGAAGUGCAGGGACGCCAGCGCACGUCUUCGGCUUUGCAGAGUUCAACCCGUUCGAAGACGCACAACAGUCGCAGCAUCCACCGGGUAGUGGUAGCGCUGGUGGUGGUGGAGUGACGGACCUGUGGCUGCCGAUGUAUGCUCCUGCCGGGGCGGCUGUGACGGCUACGGCGUCGCAGGAGACAAGGAUAAAGAGUCGUUCCUCGACUUCUCCUGUGCUCGCUGCUACUGAUUAUGGUAAUGCUGGCGCCGGUGAAGGGAUCCGGACUGACAGGCAUUCCGUUACGGCGGGUGGUAUGGUCCUCUCCGGCUGGCUGCACUGUGACGUGGAGGUCGUCUUUUGCAGUUCUCUCAGCGAGGCCGCGGCGCAGCGGCUGUGGAACGGUGCCUCGCACAGUCUCACCUCAUUGGACGCCGCCGCCGCCGCGUCAGAGGCAGACGCAUUUCCAAGUAAUAGUGCUGAUGUAUGUGGCGAAAAGGGGUGGAUGGACAAUGUGGUGGACAUCUGUGUGGUGGAGGCGGCGGGACUGCGGCCGCUGCGGGUGCGGUUUGGUGCCCCGUUGCCCCCUGCACCGUUGCUGCGGGAGGACGUAGCCAGUUUCGACGAGGCCGUGGCGGCGGCGCAGCGGUGCACGCACGUGUACUGUGAGGUGGUCCCUCUUCCCCGAGAGACAGUGCGGCAAGAACACCUCUUCAGUGAGAGGCACAAUAACGCUGCUGCUGCUGUGGCUUCCCUGCACGGCAACAGACAGAUCCGGGUAGAUGACAGCUCCGCCCGCGGCAUCACCACUCCACCGCUCCACUCCGCCGUUGACGCAAGUUCGCUCUCGCGCGCUUCUGAAGGGCCAUGGAGCGCGUCCGUCAGUGCGCGAGGAAGACAUGACGGGGAGCGAGCCGCGCACGUUGUCCUCUCCAUCACCGCUGCGGUGGAGCACACAAACCACCCUCGGUGGCAGCACACUUUUCGUUGCGGCCUGGCCGCGCUGAGUAACCUGUGCCUGCGCGUGUUUGACCGUGCUGGGACCGGCACACAUCAACGUGCGGAGGUUAAAGGUGGCGCGGACGCCGCACCUGCGAGGACCUCGGCUGCGAAUCGCUCGUUGCUGCUUGGCACUGCGACGAUGUCGCCGUGGAUGCUGCGGCGCGUCCUCGCCAGCGUGUUCGAUGGACCUGUACCCGGCGAAGGAAGCGCGUGGCUGCCGCUGCUGUGGACCCCGCCGACUUCGGCAUCCGUCAGUUGGCGAAGCGGCGGUGUCAUUGGUGGUAGUGGGAAGGACAGCGGCCGACAGCAACAGGCGUUUUUCCCAGCGGUGAGCAACGGCUAUGUGCUGGUGCGGUGGCGACGGGCCUCGUCGCGUCCCCCACCACCUCACACUGUUUUCGCCGGCAACGACGCAGUGCGGGAAACGGCCUACUACUCUUCCGUCACGCGUCGCUGCCCACCGCAAAGGACGACUGCAGCAGCAGCAUCGUUGAGGAAGUCUGCUCGCUCGCUCAAGUCAGGUGGAAGCGGUCGCCACACGCGUCGUCUCUUCACCUCGAGGCCAGGCGCGGUGUGCUUUCCUUCCGCGUGGUAUCACGGAAUCCACGCACGGCGGUCUUCGCCGAAGCUGACGUGGAUGAGCCCAGAGGUGGCGCCGUGGCUGUGGGUGCAUCGCCUCCGUCUGCAGUGGCCGUGGCUGCAGCACACCCUGGCGAUGCGCGGCGGCCACGUGCGACUGAGUGUGCUGUACCUCGCUUCCACCGGUGAGCAGCGCGUGGUAGACCGAUUUCUGCUGGUGCCGCUGUGGCAGCUACGGAGAGGUGGUGACCGCAGCGACGUCGACCACCACUACAGCAACAGCGAGGCGUCCCGACGAUGCACUCGCACGGGACGGUCGCGUACGGGCACCGCAAACGUGGACGAGAACGGGGCUUUCUGCGCCGUGUCCGCCGCAUCGUUCUCGUUGGAUGCCCUUCAAGACCCGGCAGCGCCUGCGCCAUCGCCGCUGGAGACGGCCUUUUGCCUCCCGGCCAGCCGGUGUGUGGAGUUCCAGUUGUGGUGGUGUCCCAACACCACGCCAUUUGCGAUGCCCAUGAGCGCUACUUCUUGUCCACCUCGCUUGCUGGGCCGCGGUGGCUGGCGCUUCCCUUUUACGGCGGUGGACGCGUACAACCCCAGCGACGACAACAGCGACAGCGACAGUGACGGCGACUCGCGGAGUUGCACCGGAGAGGCCACCGACGGGCUCGACCAGAACACAGCAGCGUCUGCGUCUGUUUUGCAGCGCUUCUUUACUCCGCAUGAGGCUGAUGUGCGUCUGUCUGCGGUGCAGGGUGUGGACGCGCCACAGCACGUCGAGAGCGGCGUACUGCGGUGGCAACUAUCAUCCGUUCCGCGCCUUGCCUGUGCUGCAUGGAGGAAAGCACAGGAGGAGGAGGAGGGAGAGGAGCAAACCCGCACAAUGGCAGCCACGCAAGCUUUAGCUCCACUGCCACCACCGAUAGCAGCGCCAGAUCCGGCUGGGUAUGCCGCUCGUGCUGGGUCUGCGAAGGACGCACCGCGGUGGCAGUGGCCGGACGUUGGCGUCGCCGCCUCCCUGCACGCGCGGGUGCACAACCUGAUCUUGUUCCGCUGCGCCGACGAGGCAGCGGCAGCGGCUGCCGUGGGUAAAAUGUACGUUGUUGUUGAGGAGCUGGAGCGCAGCGGUGCGGCCGCCAGUCGGCUUGCCGUUCGAGCAUCAACAAAGGAAGCGUGUUGGCUUGCGCCGGAAGCUGUGCCGAACGCAGCAACGCCUCGUGUGCCGUACAUUUGGUCAGGCAGCGAUGACGUGGGCAUCGGUGGUGAUAGGGCUGGUGCGUGGUCGGACAUGCGCAGCAGCACGCAGAGCAGUCGGUCACCGAGCUUCAGAAGGACACCGUCUCCUGCGGCCUCGAUCCGCACGCAUGAAGAGCGAUCUGCACGGGCGAUGCAGGGAAGCGCAACGGGUGCGGACGGCAUCGGCGUCGCUUCACCAGCAGUAGAGUUGCGGUGGUCGCCGCGCCGCUUUGAAUGGCUCAAAGACGAUGUCCCGACUGUAGCUUUGUGGCUGUUGUCUGCGGAGACGAACAGCGUUGAGAAGCGUGAAGAGACGGAAGUGGAAGAACGUGUCUGGGGCGCUGUGCGGCUGCCUCGAUUGGAGGCGUUUACUGCCAACGCCGGCGUGCUGUGGCUGCCUCUGUUUCGAACCUAUGCAGCACCGUCUUCACUGGGUGGUGUAGGCGAUGCGGAGCCUGAGGCGAAGGAGAAGAACGGUGAGGACGGCGACGCACACCGUAGCAGCGGGCGUGGCUCUGCGACUCGCUCUAACCAAGGCGCCGCUGGUAACGAUGCGACGUCGCGCACGCCGGCGGUGGACGGAGGAGGCGGUGAGGUGGUUGUCGAACAUGUCGGCUUUGCGGCUGUAAGUUAUGGACACAACUUUGCUGCGACCAAGCUACCAGAGCAGCCGGAGGAGAAUCAGCUGCGGAGGGGAAGUGCAGAUGACGCGGCGCUCGCCGUCCGCGCCAGGAUGUCGCGACUCUUGCUUGUCCAGGCAGGCCCUCUGCGCUGCCGGUACGCAGCUAGUAGUAAAACACGGCUGUAUGCGGCGCAAGCGGAGGAGCAGACGAGGGAGACUGCAGACUUCGUGCAUAGCACUGCGGCGUCCAAUCGCUCUCAUCCAGAAGGAACCCGCUCUGCUACGCUGCUACCACCAGCUGCCGCGGUGGGGGAGGGAAACGGCGUUUCUGUUUCGUACGGCGACAGCGACUUCGCCGUGGCGCCCUCCGCACCGGCAAGACAACCACCUCCGCCACUUCAAACUCCGUUGAACCCUCCUCCUUCCUCCCAGUUUCCUGCUGACGCGGGUUUCGCGGAGGUGCUUCUCGGUUUCGGAGAGUAUCAAAUGAUUGUGUCGGUGAACAGAGCUAGGACGUGUUCCGACAGUUCCACACGCAGAGAUCAGCGGACACCCUCUCCGCCGGUUGUGGUAUUCCCCUGGCGAAGCGCCGGCCCGGACGUGCGUCCAGUGCGGGUACAAACGCGGGUUCCUGCGCUAGGAAGCAAAAGCAUCGCGACAGCGAGCAGCAGGUUCCACGUACGCAUCAGCAAAGAAGACGAUGGGUACGCGCUCAACAGCGGUGCUCAGUGGGUGCCUCUCUUCAUGGGACACAGCACCCUGACAUCACGCCGUGUCAGUGUUGCUGCUGCUGCUGCUGCUGCUGCUACAGCUGGUGGCGAUGGUGCGCCAGAACCGGCGGAAGGCGACUGCGUUGCUGGUGAGAUACUCGUGCGGUGGCGCCUGGUGGAGCCGCCGCCGAUGACGAUGCCGGAAGGCGAACAUCGUGCUCCUUCAUCGGAGGAACAACGGCUGCAUUGGUUAGUGGAGACGUACUGCGGCGGUGCUGGCGCUCCCUGUUCUUACGCGGUGUUUAACAGUCCUGCCACACGAGCAUCAGCGCAGCAUCCGUCCUUGAGGAGUGGUGGUGUGAUGAGCGUUGCAACUGGUGGCGCAGACGGCAGUUGGGUAAUGAGAGCCAGCAGCGGUAGCGAGACGGAAGGCAACGUUCGCGAGUGGGCGGCGAGCUGGCACACUGCCGCGGUGCCGUCUCGUGCGCCGUUGCAAGCGUCGGAGCUGUUCAAUGUGCUGUGCAGGGCAGGACCGACACAUCACCCCUGUGUGUAUCUCCUCCUUUCCCGCAUACAGCUGCAGUGCAGCGGCGCGCGUGUGCGAGCGUGGCGGGAGCUGAUGAGACAAGACAACAACCACCGCAGCGGCGGUGUGGAGUACCCCUUCCGUUUGGAGGCGCGGAUGGAGUGGCCUGCGGGCUGGCCUACGACGUGGCUCUGCACCGCGCCGCCGUCCCCAGCGUCUCCCCUCUUCGGGCACGAACACGAGCCAGGCACGGCGGAUUCGUCUUCAAAGGAAGCACACGACAGGACCACUCCACACACCGGAACUAUCGCGCUGUUCAUGGACACCGUCGAUGGCCUGUUCACGAGUGACGCGGCAACGCAGUUGCAGAGCACGACGAAUGGUGCAGUGGAGCAGACUUUGACAUGCACCUGCGCACCCCUCUGCCUGCCGCUGCCCUCACCGCAGCACAUUCAGAUGGCGCUGGGGCUGCCGGGGCUGGCCGCGCGCUUCCGUGUGUCUUUUCGUCUCUUCGCGCUGCGUCCACCUGCCCCAAUUGUCGCCCAACCGGAAGAAAUCAUCGCAGAUGCUCGCACAGAGGAGGCGAAGCGUGAAGAGGAAGAUGAAGGUGCGGCGGAGGUGUGCCUUGGGGCCGGCGGUACCCCGCUGUCGUUCCCGCACAUCACCCAGCACAACAUUACAUCUCUUCUCCCUCCCCCGGCAAAGGACGAGAUGAACGGCAGAAGAAACAGCGGAAGCGGUCCAACGGCCGUCCCACAAGCCGACCCGCUUUUUCUAUCUUGGCGAGCGCAGCUGUCGGAGAGCGUGCCGCUGCCGCGAACCUCUUCGCUCUCGGCCAGGGCCACACCAGCAGGGUCAGCUGUGCUUGAGGGAUCGGAGAGUGAUGACGAAGCUCUUUUGUCGAUGUCAGAUUCUGCUCUCCUCAUGCAGGAAGCCAACAGCGACAAGACUCUGUUGCACCCUUCAUCCGGGGCAAAGAGCAGCGGCCGUGGACGCAGGUAUUCCGUCCUGGCCCGACUGACGGUGAAGCACAUUGAAAUGCUGGGUGUCGAUGUGAGCCUUGCGUGCGGCGCGGCACAGCGUCACCGACAGGCGCUUGCCCCGGCUACCGUCGCGGUGAUGGUGGGCGGUGAAGGAGAAGGGCGAGAAGAGGACGCGGUGGAGCGCACACCGACUCCUGGCAACGGCAACAGCAGUGGCAGCAGCACGCGUAGAAGGAAGGAGAGCGCACCGUUGGCGCCUUUGGCGAGGACGGCCGCACCGAGCGUUUUCCUCUCGUCCACCGUUCUGCUCACUCCCGUCCUUUCCGCGGAUGCAGGAGGCGCCGAUGCACCUUCCGCCGGACCACCGCCGGCCUCUGCUGCAUCCGUGAGCAGACGCGACAGCCGGACGUGGACGUUGCUGCAGCGGCAGCGGCAGCAGCAACAGCAGCGCUACAGCUGGACCGCCGAUGUUUGCGUGAGUGCCACGACGCAGCUCGUGCUGUACGUCCGCGUCGCCGAGGCGGACCUGCGCGCCGCUCGCGGCGAGGAGGUGUGGAGCACGGCGGAGCUUGCCAAUUCGAUGGAGGAGACAAAACGGCCAGGCGGAUCGGCGCUGAAUGCUGGGAGAAGCGAACUCGUUGCAAAGGCGAUGUUUGUGCUGGACGCUGCAUCGUGGGUACAACAGCAGCUGCAGCGGAGCAGUUCGACUGACGCUCAGCCGAGCACGCACGAGGUGCUGCUCGACUUGGAGAGCCUGACGGAGGGGCGGUGGAGGGGCCGGCUCUGGCUGGAAGUGGAUUACCUCGCUGCCGACACCUUCCUGCUCGACCCGCGUGGCACCUUCUUGUGUACGAACGUUUGCCUUCAAGUCCGCAGCUGCAGCGGCUUCGUCGUCGGUGAUGUGGCACUCACGCGCAGGGUCGAGGAAACCUAUCACGCGUUGCGGCAGCGGGCGAAGGACGAGUACGAGCUGCGAGGCAGCAUUCCCCGCGCACUGCGACAUCACGUGAAAGAGGUGCGACACAUGCGGCGCCAGUUGAGCAAACAAGGUGGCCCUCACGCCAGGGUGCGUCUCUCGUGUGCUGGGGAGGGCGCCACAAGUAGCAGUUCUUUCUCCUGGACCGCGCCGCCGUUUUAUCUUCCCUCUGCGCGGUCACUCGUGAGGAGUGAACGUGGGGGAGAGUCACGCGAGGGCUCGUGGGGUGCUGGUGGUUCAUCUGGCAAGGACGUGACCUCCGCAUCUGCCUCAGGUCCGUUGCUGACGCUUUCACAGGUAAUCGACUACCCGACGAGCGGCAACCGCACGGCAACCCCGACAUCGUUUGAGCUUCGGUUGGUUUCCCUCGGAGAUACCGACGACAGCACCAGUAAUGAAGACGGUGAUAACAGCGAAGCCGUUUUAGCUGUAGCUCAGGUCCGCCUGCCGCUGCUGCGCGCCGAGGAAUCGUUGUCACGUGCGGCCUCCUACACACGGCACCUCUCCGUACCGUUGAUCCUCGGCGCCGUCAGUGCGGCAGCACGGACCGGCAGCACAACGACAGUUAAUACGAAGAGCGGCGAGCUGGUUCAGCAGCGCAUGAAGAUAAUCAACACCGCCGCCAAUGCACCGGGCACGCUGGCCGUGACGGCUACGUGGUCCGUGACACCGGCGCGCGGCGACACGUACGCGACCUGCCUCCUUGUGGAGGCCACCGGCGGCAGGUCCUCUGUGGGGGCCGGACAUCGCCGUUGGGUGCUUCGCUGGGUGUACGUCUUUGAGACCUCUGCUCGCCCGGAGGUGGAGCACGAAGUGGACAUGCCCCUCUCUCUGCGACCAUCAUCUCACGAGAAGACAGCACCGCUGCGGAUGUCAUCGCGCACCCCUCCCUCCGCCUCGCCUCUGCCUCGUGAAGGUGUCGGAAAGCACGCAACGGUUUUCUGGUCUGGUGCCACCACACGGCUGCCUCGCGUGGGAUCGAUGGGCGCCACCCUUCGCCGUGUGGAGCUGCUCGAAGCUACACCGGUGGCUUCCACCGCCUUUUCCGAAGUUCCGCCGACGGAGGACGGCGCGUACACGACAACCAGCCUUGCGGUGCUCAAGUGGACCGUGGAAGACGAGCUGCAACUGCGUGCAACGCGACGCCAGAUGCGACAGUCGGGUGAGGAUGCCUGUAUGCGGCUCAACUUUGCGAGCAGGGCAGCGGGCGGCCGUCACGGCCCUCUCUACACGGUUCUACUGGGACUGUAUAGCAGCAACGCCGUUGCGCAAUACGAGUCGCAUCGCCUGGCAAAGGCGAUGGCGGCGGUGAAUGCCACGUCCGCGACGACGAUAGAGAGGGCAACCCGUGAGAGCCGCUUACAGAGCGAAGGUGCCUCCUCCGUCGCGUCGCUCGCUCGUUCGCACGUACCUCUUCUCCGUACGCAGGCGGAUGUGAACGUUGCGGACUCGACGUACUCUGUAAAAGCAGUAGGAUCUAAGGUGGACCAUGCAGCAGCGGAAGUGGAGGGAAAGCGCAGCAAACAAGCAGUGGAGCAGAGGGGCGGUGUGGUGAUGAGGGCGGUGUUCUUCCGCUGCGGCGACGCCGCGCUCUCGACGGCAGGACUGAAGACGGCAAACGACCUCACGUGCAGAAUAAAGCGCGUUGCGAAGGGCGGCAGCGCCAAAUUUCACACGAACAAAACUCAAGGAAAAGAGCAGCGGGGCGACGGCGAAUGUGUCGUGCUUGACGCCGGCCAAGCAACGCGUGUGCUGCAGACACAAAGUUCCCCUUCUCAGGUUGAGGCAGCUGACACGAAGCCCUCGCAGGCUUCUGCCAUGCACAUCACAGCAACGUGGGCCCGCGCAGAUGCUACAGGGUCCUUUGCGGUAACACGGCGCGCACAGGCAGGUUUCUCGCCAGCAUCCGGCGCCAUUCAAUGGCCAAUCCUAAGCUUGCUGCGUCUCGACAUCCCCACCGGAGCGACGGUCAGGGGAGACGUUUUACAUCCCUGUUCGUCUAUGGCGGACAUCACGAAUGGCGGCGACAACGACGCAUCCAGCGUUGCGGAGGCGCAGCUUUGCGUAGAAGUCUGCGUGCGCGACGGCGACAACUGCGUCCGCUACGUGUCUGACCCCUUCUCCGCUGGCUCCGUCCUCCACGCGACGGAGAGCAUCAAACCGGACCUGCCCACCUCCUUUGGAGACUGUGUUGGCGGGCUGCGGUGGAUGACGCACCUCCGCAUGUACCGCGCUGAGACCGCGUCGACUGCGACAGCAAUCACAAACGGACACGUUCCCAGCUACGCAACAACGCACGGUGAGGACAUCGCUGCUGUGGCGGAGGCCGAGGUGCUGUGGGGGUUGGAUGUUCUGGGCAUUCAGUCGGUGCUGGCGGCGGUGCCAAGUCUGUUGCCGCAAACCGAUAUUUGUCGUCAUGGUGAAAGCGGCAAGGAGGGAAGAGGAGGAAAAGCAAACACAGCCACCUCUGAUAUUGACAACAACGACGAUGACGAGGAGGACGACACGCUGCAACAGCUGGAGAGUUGCGCCGCGUGGGUGGACUUCUUUGCCGCCCUGCGGGCACAGGAGGAGCUGCGCGAUCAGCACACGCACCUACGCUACUGGCGAUUCCGUAUUGUGGGCGUGGAGGUGGACGGGUUGGCACUGCCGAUGUGGUCAGCCGGUGGCGUGGACGGGGGUGAGCGAGGGUCGAGGCUGACCACACUCUUGGCACAGCUGAACUUCUCUACGCGGCGGGCAUCAAAGGGAACGAAAGACGAAGCGAGAGAGAAGGCGAAGGCGACCCGCAGCAGCGCGCUCGAAGACUGCGUGCUUGGUGUAGCACGCACCACCGCCGCUCGCGUGGUGCCGCCAAACAGCAGUGACAGCAUGCGGCCCAUCACGGAUGUGGACGGUACCGGUGACGCAGCCACAGCAAAAUCACUUUCGGAGCGGCUGUGCGUGCCGACCGGAGAAGCGGAGCCGUUCCGUCAGUUUCCUUCUCGGACGGCGACGACGUAUCGUGCGGUAUUCACCCCCGCUGCGUGGUGCAUCGCGUUGCAUGACAUGAUGCGACACGGCCGCGUAGCCGCUGAUCGUGCGAAUGAGGAUAAGAAGGCAUCUGAAGACGGCGUGCGAGGCCCUGCUGUUGAAGCAUCAACGCCGCCUGGGCUGACGCUGUGGCGGCUGCUCUCUCCGACAGCCGCUGCUUCCAUCACCGGCCCUUCCUCUGCCACCGUUACCGCCACCACGCAAGCGAUCUACGAGCUGGGUGCCGUGCAGCUUUCGUUGUUGUUUCAAGAAAGCGCGUUGUUUCUCGUUCGGGUCCUCGCGCGGUGGUGCAGUGGGGCCUGCACACAGGAGGAGCGAGAUGCCCUGCUCGGCGCCGCCGCCUCGUUCCCCACGCAGUGGGUGGCUUUAGCGGACCCAACGUACCCGGAAGGUAUGCGCGACACGCAGCGAAGUGCGGACCAUUGGGGCGGUCGCACCAGCGGGCACGGCAGCAGUGGCCCUCGCGUGCGCUUCUUCUAUUCUUUUUCGUAUGACGGACCUCAAAGUCCGACAGCGGCGGCGUUGCACGGCGCGACGCCACCACUACCACCCUCUUCAUCUGCAGCAGCACCUGCCAUAGCCUUUGCGGUACCACCAGCUGUGGCGGUGCCGGCGGCGCUUGCCGAUGCGGUGUACUGUGCGCAGCUGGACCACGUGCAGCUGGUGUGUCCAAAGCUGGCAAGUUUCACAGGUGGUCACGCGUCAACCGGGGUCACGACCAACAACAACAGUGAAGAUCAGCUCGCGGCAGCGGCAGUGAAGUGGCUCAGUCGUGUGAUGCUGAGGAUGCGCGUCAUGCUGAGAACGGUGGAUGCGGCUGACGCGGAUACCGUCAUCGACACGCACGUGGUGGCCCGGUGGACAACGCGUCUGGCGCCUCUGCCCUCACUGCCUCGACUCAAACCGGAAAGCGAAGCUCCCCCUGCUUCAGUGGUGCCGCCGUCCACACAAGCGAUGGUGGCGCCGUCGCCGCUGCUGCUGCUGCGAUCCGCACCGGUGCCGAUCCCUGUGCCCGUUCCUGUCCCCAUCCCCGUUACUAUUCGAGUUCCAGCAGUCGUCGACUCGGAGGGUACUCCUACACCAUCUCCAUCCCUGCCUCCCGCGGCGGCGACUACGCCUGCUGUUGCAGCACCCGCGCGUAGCGAGCCCGCAGGGGGCGGGAAGCCCAAGACAAGCGAAGAGUUGUCUGGCGCUGGCGACGCCGCUGUCUCUGCCGUCGCACAAUCGCCUUUGCCGGCAGCCUCUAUCGUCCCCACCGUUAUUCCGGCACUUCCCACGACGAGCUGCUUCUGCUGGCAGCCCUCACCUGCCGAGAGCGGUGCUCACGCGAAGGCAGCGGCUGGUGGAGGGCGAUUCGCAGCCGCGGUGAACACAGCGGUGCUUGUUUCCAUCGAGACGGAGCUGUGCUUUCGUCCCGACGACAACGGCGCAGCAAAUGCGAGUACGACUGCGCAGGAACUGAGCGCGUACGGGGACCGUGCGGGCCACGACGACGACGACGAGGUCGUCGGGCGCAGCCACGUCUACGUCGGACGCACCGAGGCGGGCGCGCUGCGCUGGGACGGGGCGGAGGAGCGCCUUGACGAGGGCUGGCGCCUCACCGCGCCAGUGUCGGUGCGCAUUCCCGUCACGGCGCCUUUUACGGACAACGACACGCACCGCACUGCGCAAGUGCCUCCUGCAAGCGGUGAUGGAAACGGCAGCGAUGCUUCCGCGACGGCCCCACUUACGCCGUUGACGGCGCACGUCGUCUUCGACCUACUCGCCUUCACUGCUCCUAGCUGGAGCAUGGUCGCUGCCCUGCAAGCGGAGCAGCGGGCCAGCAACGAGCGACGGCUGCGCAGCUUGACCGCUCUCCAGCGCACAGAGGCUCGCCUGUUAGCUGCGGUGGCCUCCUAUUCGUCUUCCUCCUUUUUGCUGUCACCACAGCCGCUCUCGACUGCCGCUGUCGCGCAUUCAUGCCGCCUGCUGCGUGUGCCUCCGGCGGAGUACCGAUUGGACAGCUUCGCCGUCAUGGACGUGAUUGAGCAGAUGGAGAACGGACACACGAGGACGGGGGAGUGCGGCAUGUCGGGGAGCGGGCAGUCACUGUGGUCAAUGCCGUUGAUUGUGGUGGAGAGCGGUGAUGGCAAGUCGACACGUGCCCUCGCCAACAACAGCGGCAGCGAGAGCGUCUUGUACCGCAGGACGUUGCUGGUUGAUGCUCUCUCAGGCGAAGUGCGCACGCCGAAGUGGCACCUUCUCCCAUCGUUGACGGACACCGCACGGAGCAAUCAGUUUAGCAGCAGCAGAGACAGCAGUGACGGUUGCUGCAAUGCACACCAGCAGGGCUUGCGUUCUGCGAUGAAUCUUCCAGCGGGACGUCUGCUCUUACAGGAACGGGGGCGACUUCGCUUAGAGUUGUGUCGCAGCGCAGAUGCGUGCUCAGCAUCGUCUCUGGCAGGCCUGAUUGGCGGGGCAGCCGUCUCAUACACCUCCGCCAACGGUGACGCCUGUUUGUGGGUCAGCGGGGGGCUGCGCCUCGCGCUGGUUCCGUCGAGAGGAGCUGCGUUGAGGGCACAGGCGCCGCAGCGUGGCGAGGCAAGGUCGCCCGUACCCUUUCAUCCCCCUUCUGUUCGUACGGCAGGUUUACCGAAGCUGUCGUCGCAUCGCAGGCGAUCGCACGUGUCCGGCCCACCUGCCCUCGCAGAGACAGAAGCUGCCGUAGGCGGACCGACCACGACAACGCCAUUUUAUCAGCUGUACGCUUCCCAUUACCUCUGUCAGCAGUGCACCACGAAAGAGAGGAGCAGCGGGGAAGCCCGCGGGGCCGCAGGAGUUCCGCGAUGGAAGUGCGAAGUGGACGCGCCAUCGACGUCGGCGCCGGGGUCUGCGUGUCGUCGCCUGUUCCACACCGCCACGACGCUCGGCGAAAACCGCGUGUGGCUUCUCGGCGGGUGGAGUGCCGCCAGCAGUGCAGUGGCGCUGCCAGCCACGGAGGACUUGUACGCGCGUGUGCUCACGACCGAGAUGCCGGUGGGCUCUGGGUUGGUGGAGCGCCGACGCAGCGAAGUGCGCCACGCAGCCGCCACCUUGGCAUCGACGACGACGGCGGUGCUGCAGUGGUGUGAGACGGUGAGCUGCGUGCAGCGCAUGACGGACGGUACACCGGCGCCAUCUGUCGACGUCAUCGCAGAAACCACGGAGGCGGGCAGUACGGAUGUAGAGGCUGCUUCUGCGCGAGGGCCGUCGCAGCCACCACCGCGCAUUGCGUGCCACGUCGCGGCUGCGUGCGGGCUCCGCCAUGUGGUCCUCUUUGGCGGGUUAAUGCCGGAUCUGGAGGGCUCGCUGUGUGCGGCUUCUGCCACCGCAGUCGUUCACGCCUACGACACGGUGCAGGGGACGUGGACAAGCGAGCCCGCGUCCUCCGAGGGGCAGCGGUGGCCCGUGGCACGCUACGGCCACAGUUGUGCUGUGGUCCCCGGUACUGGCGGCACACAGCCAUCCAGCUACUUCGUCUUUGGCGGCGCUAGCAUCACCGGGCGGGGAAGUGCGUCAGCGACAAAGAACGCGUGCGCGCUGGUGCCGCCGGCAGAGCUGCUGUGGAUUUGGACACCGCUGGUGGGAGAUGGCGGGCAGGUGCGGUCUGAGUGGCGGCGAGUGCAGAUGCCCACUGACGUGCCAUCCCCUCUCACGGGUCGGUUCCUACCCCAUCUGUUAGCGCUCUCCGCGGCAGAGGUCGUGACGUCUGCUGCACCGUCGGAACCGUCGGAAACAGAAGCGAUGGGUUUGUGGUGGGGACCUGCGGACAACAGGGUGCCGGUUGCUGGGGCAGACGUGGGGCUCACGUCGCUGGUGCUUUGCGUCGCAGGGGGCAUGACGGAGACGUCGGUGGCGGCUCGGGCAGUGCGUCCUCCGAGUGGUGCGAGCGCCGCCAAUACGACAGCAGAGGGCGAGAGGAAAGCAGAAAACGACGCAUGGGGUGCGUUCAGGCAGUACGUGGAGCGGUGGCUCUCAUGCCCAGCAAACAACGUGACCGCCGUGCUGCUGACGUCGAUGUGCGAGCGACCGGCGCUGUAG